Molecule: messenger RNA, 1255 nt
Organism: Glycine soja
Lineage: Eukaryota; Viridiplantae; Streptophyta; Magnoliopsida; Fabales; Fabaceae
Product: B-box zinc finger protein 20-like
Exons: 3
Coding region: 256-1215 (319 amino acids)
Biological process (GO): regulation of DNA-templated transcription; photomorphogenesis
Cellular component (GO): nucleus
Molecular function (GO): zinc ion binding
Source: RefSeq, a predicted model, not a curated record
GAGUGAAAGGCAACUUGCACUCUCCCUAUUUAAUAGUACUACCAAAGAAAGAUAAAAAUGCAUAUAUGGCAAUCGUCCAGAGUUUUCUCAGAGUCAGAAAUCACUAAAUAGCCUUGAUCUCUCUGGACCCCUAAAGCCAAGUCGCCCAUAAUUUGUUUGUCCCUAUACUCAUACCCCCCCUUCACAACAUUAAUUAAAAGCCCACAACACACAAACAAACAAAGCACAAGAGAGAAAAAAAAAAAGAAGAAAAAGAUGAAGAUCCAGUGUGCUGUGUGUGACAAAGUGGAAGCCUCCGUCUUCUGCUCUGCAGAUGAAGCUGCUCUUUGCCAUAGUUGUGACCGCACCAUUCACCACGCCAACAAGCUUGCAACCAAACACCCACGCUUCUCUCUCCAUUACCCCACCUCCCAAGACUUCCCUCUUUGUGAUAUUUGCCAAGAGAGGCGUGCAUAUCUAUUUUGCCAAGAAGACAGGGCAUUGCUAUGCAGGGAGUGUGACGUUCCUAUCCACAGGGCGAAUGAGCAUACCCAGAAGCAUAACAGGUUUCUUCUCACCGGAGUGAAGCUCUCUGGUACUUCUUUGGAUCCUGCUGCGUCCUCCACCAAUUGCACCCAUGGCUCUGAAGGAAGAAACAACGCUCGAUCUAGAAUGAACAGACCCAGAUCAUCAGUUUCCAAUGAAGAAAAUGCAAGUAAUUCUUCUUGCAAGGUUGAAGACAACGUGGCUAGUGACACUGGUUCGGUUUCAACUAGCAGCAUUUCUGAGUACUUGAUCGAAACAAUACCCGGUUACUGUUUUGAAGACCUUCUUGAUGCUUCAUUUGCACCUAAUGGUUUCUGUAAGAACCAGAACUAUGAUCGUCAUAGGCGUUUCAGGACCAAGAUCUUCAAGUUAUUAGGACGUGUUUGGUUUGAGUUAAGGAGAUUCCAAAAUCUUAACGCUAUCGAUGAUCAACUGUUUGUAAAAAUCUGUUGGAAAAUAUCUUCUUUUGUUUUUGUUAUUUGCAUUUCUUUUUGGGCUCCCUGCUGCAUUCUUUAUGAUUUUUUUUUCAUUCUCUAUUCCCGACCACUGUUUCGGCCUCUUAUUUUAGUAUUUUUUUCAAUUUUCAUUGGGUUAAUUAAUAAUAUUUUUUGGGGGGGGGUCCAUGCUUUUAUUGACAUGAACAUGAAUUCAUUGAAUAACGCAACUGAAUAUUAUGUGCCACUUUCUUAAACUAGAAGUCGGCUGGCUAAACCUUUUAGCAUUUUUUUGA